Messenger RNA from Entamoeba invadens IP1, 975 nucleotides. RefSeq lists its product as hypothetical. The record is from RefSeq and is a predicted model, not a curated record. The coding region runs from base 1 to 975 and encodes 324 amino acids. NCBI's taxonomy places the organism in Eukaryota, Evosea, Mastigamoebida, Endamoebidae. The transcript has 3 exons.
AUGAAGCAGGCAAGGCAAAUAGUGAUAGAAAAUAGCACACUCCCCCCUUUAUGCCAGAGCGACUUUUCGUCACUCGAGUAUGUCAGCGACGAGUGGUUUGAGAAAAAAUCCGAUUUAAUAGUUCAGUAUGUCAGAGCACUCCCCGAGAGUGUUAUCGAGCCCGUUCUGGCAUUAAUCACACGUAUGCAUGCAACCUCUCAUUUUCGUGGAGAGGGACAAAAUCUCCUCAAAACCCUAGCGAUUCCAAGACUGACUAGGGUUGGGUGUUCGAAAGAGACGCUAACAAGGGUUUUAGCGAUGAUGGAUUUAGGAAUUAUUGUGGGCACAAAUGCAGCAAAAAUCAUCGAGAUUGCGUGGACAGUUGGAAUAGAGGAAGGCGUUUUGGCGACCUCAAAAGUCAAGGGUGAUCUCUUUGAGAAAAUCUCAAGUCAUCAGUUUGCGAACGAAAACGAAAAGGAGAGAGCUUUCUUGCAAGGAUUGAGAUGUGGAGAUUUGACAAUGGAAAGAAUCACGUCGUAUUUAAGCGAACUAAAUAACAAGAAAAAAGCAGAAGCGCCACGAGGAAGUUGGGAGGAGAAAAAAGACCUCAUCACCAAAAUCGAGCGUGUUGAAGAGGUCAUCCGCAUUGUCAUUUUACGAUACGGCUUUGGAAUUACUCCAUUUGUGAGUGAGUUUAUGAAUAUUAUUUUGGGGCAUUUAUCCCUCGCCAAUUUUAUUACAGUUGGCACGGUAGCCAUUAUUUUGAGUAAUUUGGAACUGUUGUAUGAUCAGGUAAAAGGAUCGUUGAAUGGGUAUGCAUCAUUGUUGUUGCCCUUAUUCCUUCAAUAUGUGCAAAACAAUAUUUCUAGUGAACAACACAUCCCAACGUUGCUUCAAGUAAAAAUACUCGCGACACAUAUCAAAGAAGAGGCCAUGCCGUUUAUUUCGAAGGAGGAUGUGGAAUGCCUUGGGAAGCUUUUAUCGUUAUUUGAUUGA